Vespula pensylvanica (western yellowjacket) is the source of this 7034-nucleotide messenger RNA. RefSeq names its product host cell factor 2-like. Gene Ontology annotation, cellular component: cytoplasm; Golgi apparatus. The transcript is spliced from 8 exons. The coding region runs from base 843 to 3074 and encodes 743 amino acids. The record is from RefSeq and is a predicted model, not a curated record. Lineage: Eukaryota; Metazoa; Arthropoda; Insecta; Hymenoptera; Vespidae. Gene Ontology annotation, molecular function: protein binding.
GGUGCUCGACCCGGACGCAGUACGGAGGAACUCAGCGAUCACGUAGUUUGUGUUCUCCUUGGCACGAAACAUUUUCAGAGAUUUCUCGCGCCGUUCUUCCGCAAAACGACAGGUUCGAUCUUUCGAUCGUGACUUAUAGAUCCUUUUCACAAAUUUUCUUUUUGAUGAUUGGAAGUAGCUGCUUCAAGUAUCCAGGAUCGAACUCGACCUAGCGAACUUAACGUUACGCAUGAUCGAUGCACCGUCGAAAGACUUCCUAAGAGAGAGAGAGAGAAAGAGAGAGAAAGAGAGAGAGAGGCAGAGAGGGAGAGAAAGAGAGAGAAAGAGAGAGAGAUCGGUCGAACCUUCGAAAGUGGCUCGAGCGGACGCAUUGCAGCUCAUCAACUAAUCUUCUAUGUUUGUUGGAAUACAUUGUCAUCUUCAUCGAUGAAUGGAACGCUAGAGUGACCCAAGAAAGUCUAACCGGUGUGCUGUGUUGAUUUUUUACGGACUCUUUAGACAUUUGUUUACAUCUUGCGAAAUAAUAAUAUUUGAGCUUUGAAGAGAAACAUAGCUCGUUUUGUUUUUAUUUUUAUGUCAGAACGAUUUCUUUUAUUCUUUUUUUCUCUGUUCGUGUCGAUGUGGAACUCUAAAAGAGAACUUUACUUUCUGGAAAAUUUAGAAAAAUUCUGAUGGCUCUGAUGGAUCAAUUGCGAUGAUACAUGUAGAUUGUCGUUGAUGUUUUUGAAGUCCCUGAGACACAGUUAGUCGUGUCUUAUUUUCGGCAUCGUUGCUUGCAUGUGGGUCACAAGUUGCACAAGACAAAGCUAACGGGAUAGAGGGUUCACCGAGCUGAGGAAAAAAUGUGGAGCUCGGUCACAGCAGCUGGUACGGAAAAUGGACCUGCACCACCUUCGAGAAGUAAACACAGUGCGGCAUUGCUCGCAGGACACGUAUAUCUCCUUGGAGGUCGAAAUGGAAAUUUACCACUCAAAGAUCUUUGGCGAUAUAGUCUUGCUGAGAGCAAGUGGGAAGAAUUACAUCCUGGGGGAGAAAGGCCGCCGGCUCUUCAGGAACACAGUGCGGUAGCAUACAAGGACUGCCUUUACGUAUUCGGUGGAGAACUAGGCUUUUCCGCAGGCACGGAAACACCACUUUGGGUUUACAAUGUCAAGACGAAUACGUGGAGAAAGGUCAGAGCUCAACGAGGUUGCGCGGUUCCUAGAGGUCGAAGAGGUCAUACGGCCUUGGUCCAUCGAGGUCAAAUGCUCAUAUAUGGAGGUUAUCAAGAUUUACGUGGUAGUUCUCCUGAAUUGUGGGCUUUCCACUUCGAAACAGAAUCGUGGCAUCUAUUAUCAUCCAGCGAAAGUGGCCCAGCUGCGAGACACAAACACUCAGCCGUUUUACAUGGAGAUGCUAUGUAUAUUUAUGGUGGUAUGACGGAUUUACAAGAGAGAAGCGAUUGCUGGCGGUGGGACGUUAAUACCGCUUCUUGGUUUAUGCUGAAGAACAAACCUGGACCGGGUCCACUUCAUGGUCAUGCUGCUUGCAGACUUCCAAGUUGUAUGUUGAUCUUUGGUGGAGAGAGCGGUGGUCUCGCUACCAAUGAACUAUGGAGGUUUCAUUUCGGUACAGAAACUUGGGAGAAACUAUCUGUACCAGGACCCAAACCCCAACCCAGAGCAGAAAGUGUUGCCUUGGCAGUAUCCGAGUUGUUGAUUCGUGGUACCAGUAGCGAUAAUCCUAAACCAAGGUUAAAAAAUCAAAGAGCGAGAUUGUGUAAUAAUAGAAUAUCACCGAACGAAGCACCUACGAGGCCUAGUUUUCUUAAAGAAAUCUCAAAAUUAUCGCAGAUCAAUCUGUCAAGAUUGAGCCAUCCAACCAAGUGUAGUUAUUCCGUACUCAGUGGACAAGACGAUAAUGAGGAAAGUCCUCAAGAGGCGAACACGUAUUAUCCGUUUCAGCAAGUGGACGUAGAAGCCGUAGAACCUUCGAUGGGGAUGGUAAAGUCUCGAAGUGCCAAUACCUUAGCUCGUAGAAGACAGAAGCCGCCGGAAACGACGACAAAAACAACCGAAGCUAGCAAUAGUAACAAUAAUACUGGCAGUGGCAUGACCAGAGAUCCUAUUUCGGUGCCAAAUUUUCGAGCUUUAACGUUACCAACACCAGUACUAACACCCGUGGAGGCAGCUAGAUUAGUUUUCGUUGAUCCAGACGAGUUGAGCGAUAGCGAGGAGAAAAAGGAACCACCUACCUCGAGACUGAUCGAAGUUCAGGAAGAAAGGAGAGAUUUUUCUUCCAUACAUCACGCUUGUCAACCAACGAGAGGCGAAAGCUACAGUUCUCAUCUUUACGAAGCAGCCCUUCAAACUCCAAAGACACCAACUACGGCUAAAAUACCAACUUCAGCAUCGGUCAGAUUUGCUGACCUAGAAGAAGGUGAGGAAUCAACGUCGGAUUACGCGAGUAUUGAAGCAAGAAGUCCGGGUGAUCCCUUGGCUGAAGACGAUUGGCCUUCAAAUAGAAAAUCCAAACAGUUACGUGCUAUCGUUAGUUCGACGACGAUACGUGAAGGCCAAUUUGGCUUUUGCAAUCCAAAUUAUUUAGGUUUGGACGAGAGCAGAAGUCAUCAUCAUCAACAUCAUCAUCAUCAUCAUCAUCAUCACCAUCAUCAUCAACAACAACAACAGCAGCAGCAGCAGCAGCAACAACAACAACAGCAACAACAACAAGACGGGAAAUACGCUAAGAUAUUGAACAGUCCACCUGAUAGCGUGUUGGAGGAUGAACCUGGCAGGUCAGCCUCGCAAACAUUCGCUGAACUUCUUGAACUUCAAGAGAUCAGAAGGAUUCCUAGAGCACCACCUAAGAGUUUACCUUUGGGCUCACCCUCCAGACGAGCCGUUAGUGCCUCUAGGGCCGAAAGGCAAAGGGCUAAGGUCGCAGCUAAUGAUGGAAAUGACUCGGGAACACCUUCUUACGGACCUGCGCCUUUAUAUGUCUUCUUAGUUGGUGGUAAAGAAAAGGGUCAGGUCACCGUCUUUGCUAGACCUGUUUCCCUCUGGAAAUUGCAGCUAGCACCGCACAUUUUUUAGAAAUACCUCGGGGAUCCGAUGAUCAAUUCGAUUAUCGAUCCGACGACAGCUCCGCAUUUUCAACUCAUUUUUGCAAUAAUUGUUUCUCUUAUUUUAACUUGCUUUUGUCCAUCGACAUUUUCUUCGGAAUUAUUUUUAUCGCAUCCCCCUCCCCUCUCCAUGACAAAUCUUGCUCCUCUUAUUUCUUUCAUCAUUUGUACAUCUUUGAAGUGUAUAUAAUGUUUUCGAACGCUCGUCGAUUGAUUCUCUUCAACGUACUAACUUAUUAACUUAUUUAUUAUUGUUAAUAAUAUAAUUAUAUAAUAAUUUAUUAAUAUAAUUCUAUGGAUAUAUUACAUGUGAAACAUUUUGCAUUAUCCUUGAAAUUUACGCAUUUCUCAAACAUUUUUCUAGUUAGCAGGAAAAAAUAUCGAAUUCAAAGACUUCUACAAUCAAACAUAAUGUAGUAUUUAUUUAAAAAAAUUACUCACGUUACGCCUGUAGUCUUUUAUAACGCGCUAUUAUAUCGAUAUUGAAAAGAACAAAAUAUUCGAGCUUAUCGAUGUCGAAUUUUUUUAGAUCUUUUUCUUCGAUAUCGUUUUGAUAGUAUUCGAGGCGAUUUUCCUUAGCGAAGAAACGUAAACUUUGUAGAAUUAUUUUUGAACGUACGUUUAACGGAUAUAAUAACUUGAUUCAAAACGUACGAUCUAAAAGCGUGAUUGGAGCGUUUAAAAAAAAAAAAAACGCGAUGAUCGAUAUCGAUCAUUAACGAUCUAUCGCUAUUUUUAAUGAUAGUAUUUUUGUGUCAUUUUCAAAGUCGUCCAAAAGAAAUCCAUUGACACAAAUUUAAAACGUCUGUUUUCUAAUGGUCGUUGUUCUUUCGUGAUACGAAUUCUAGAUACAAGAAAAAUGAAAGAAAAAGAUGCAUAGCAUAACGACGACUAAGUUGACUUUUGUAUUUGUCUUACCGAUAGAUAGAUAAAGAAACCAUAUGUACCAUGUAUGCAUUUAACGUUAGUGUAGAUAAUUGAAAUUACUUUAAGUUUCUUUUCAUUUUUCGAUUAUUAUCCGCGCUGAAAUUUUCUCGUUUGAAAUUAACUCAUCGAUUUCUAUAAUGCUCAGUAACAUAUCCAUAGUGUAUUGAUUUGCUUGACGAAAUAAAAGUGCAGUAUUCAUAGAGACAAUUUUUAAAAGAUAUUCCUGUAACGAAGUAUUCUUUCCUAUUUUCGAAUCGUCAAGUAUUUUAAUUUUUAUGUUAAAACUAUACGUAAUAAGAUUAAUACUCGCGAAUAUUAUACUUAUUGACUCAGAGUUCAUAUUGAACCGUUCGAUAAAGCGAGAGAAUGUUUUCAACGUAAAUUUGUAUUAAACGAUCACGAUCGAUGUCGAAAAUUGAAACGCAGGUCAAGCCAGCGCAAUGUGAACAUAUUGAACGCAUAUAUUCGCGUGAAUUUCAACUUUGUAAAGAAACAUACGGGUACCUAUAUCCUAUCAAAAUUUUCCUAACGAUUCGCAUUAGAUUUCUUAUAAUAAUUACACGAUGUAGUCUUAUAUCUAUAAUUAUAUUAAAUAUCGAUCACGUAAUUACAAUACGUAUGUUUAUUUCAACAUCGUUAAGAUAGAUCACACCGUGAAAGAAAAUGAUAUAUAAUAAAAAAUUAUUUCAAAUUGGCUCGCCUGAUCUGCGUUUAAUUAUUGUGGUAUGUGAACUCAAUGUGCGUAGACUAUAAUAUUAGCUUUAAUAUCAGAUUAUAAGCUUAAGAUAGGAUCGACGAUCUUGAGUAUUAAUUGCAAUCGAUUUUCGAUUGUUUUCACAGUGGAUAAUUAAUUGAAAAACGAUUUGUACAGUACUAUUUCUAAUCAUUUCCUUUUUAUCAUAUAAAUGCUAGAACGGUAAUAGCGCUUGAAAAAUAAUAUCGAUAUUUUUAUUUUAUAUUAAGAAAUAAAACUUCUGUCAAAACUUGAAAAUAUCCUGACGAUGAAACAACAGAAGUAUCCACUGUGGUUGUAUUUACAAUCGUAGAAAAUUAAUUCCAAUAAGCAUAACGUAAGUAGAAGCGGUGAGAUACGAUGGAAAAUUUCUUGCUCGUAUAGAAUUUUUAUGCCCAAGAAGGCCCAACACAUGUAAUCCAUCCAUAAGUAGCUGAAGGUCAACGUGACUCGUUAUAGGCUGGAUAUUGUUGAACUCUUUUAUACUGUUAAUCGUAGAGAGUCGUAUUAUUUAAUUUUUGUCCUCGUAUAUCCCGAUAAUAGUAUUUCCUUUUAGUAGGUAGGCAAAUAAUUUAUUUGUAUAAGUCUAGAGUAAGAAAAUCCUUAGAUUAGAAAUUGAUAAGAAUCUAUAGAUACCAGAAUUCGUGCAAUAUUACAUUCAUAAAUUAUUCAAUUUUAAAUAAUUGUACAUCUAACUACCAGUGUUUUAUUAUAACGAUUGAAACGAUUGAUUGAUUCGCUUUCCCAAUUAGAUAAAAAGAUUAUUAUUAGAGAGAAAGGUUCUCCAGUAUUCAGCCGCAGGCCACAAGACCCCCGAAAAUCAAUGUUUUCCAUUCGUAGAGCUAGUCAAUUUAAAGUCUCAGUGUACAAAACUAAAGAUAAAUGUUUCAUACUGCGCCCAUGGCCCUUUUCCUUCAAUUUUUCCCAAUUGUUGUGUGUAGUUAACGAUCCUUAUGACUGGAUUAACUUAUUAUUGCAUUGAAUAUGUACACAUUUGCUUUUAAAAAUAAUAAUAAUAAUUUACAUAUUUGAAAUAUUAUUGUGUAAGAAGGAUUAUCGAUAAUAUUACUGAAACUAGUUAAAGAAAUCACGUUUGAUGCUGGGACGCGUAAAUAUUUUUCAAAACGAGUAUAUAAAUCAUUCUUAAAUACAAAGUGUUAUUAACAGAAUUGUAAAAACAAGUAUCUUUUUCAAAAAUUAUGUUCAACAUAAUUAUACAUAUCGAGAGAAAAACAUUGAAACAGCCUCUAUAACGAAACUAAUGUUUAGAAUACGCACGAAUAUAUUGAAAUGUGUUCACUGCUGAAAAACACAUUUGUCAUGUUCAAAGAAUUUAUCGUGAAGUAAAUUUUCCAUGCGAAUCUGACUCUAAUUAAAAAAGUUUUUAGAAAAAAAUUCGAUUUUAAAAAAGUAACAUUUUCCAAAUUUCGCUUUCACAAUUUAAUUUAUAAUCUAAUUGAACAAUGUGAUAUGAUCUUCUAAAAGUUUUACUUGAUUCAUUAACUAGAUUCUUUUUUUUCGUAAUAUAAUGUGCAUUAAAAAAACGAAUAAUCCAGUAGUCAAUUAUUACCGUCAUCAAUAAUAGUUAUUUACAAAAUAUAUCUAUUUAUAUUUAUCAUGUAAACAAUAUUUAUAACAUAUGAAGUUGGUUCCCAAAACAGUGUAGCUGAUUUGAGUGCCUACAUAUAUACUUCGUGCAAAUAUAUGCAUUCGAUAUUUUUCUGGUUACAAAACAAAUUCCAAUGACAGUCUUGCCGCAUUGUCUUCUAACUUAUCACUCACAAAAAGUAAAAAAAGGAUAACAAAUAUCGAGUGGAAAAAUCUAUUUCAUUCUCACGAAAUUUCAUACCAUAAAAGACAAUAUUUUUCCAUUAAUAAAGUCAUAGUGACGACUUUAAUUACUUUUACAUUUAAUAUUGAAACAAUAUUUAUACGUAUAUGAUUUCGCAAGUAUCAAUUAAUGAUAUCCUCCAAUUAGUUGUCAUGCUACACUUUUUUGUCUCGUUUAUUAGAAUAAAAAUAAUUGUAUUUAUGUAAUGUACGAAAACAUAUUCGAAAUUGUAACAUUGUGUUCACUAGCCUUUCCAAUAUAAAGUCUGUGCAAGGAUAAAUGCGCAAAUUUGUCGAAGUACUUAAAUCCAGCAUUUAGCCUCUAAAGAAUAACCACUAAUGGUACGUUUCAUUUACUUACAUUGUAAUUAAUGUAAUGGUUAUUAAUAGUAUAUAAUAUUAUUACGAUUAGAAAUACAGUAUAUAUAUAAUUCUAUCAUA